This is a messenger RNA of Saccostrea cuccullata (small rock oyster), 1788 nucleotides long. Its product is annotated as microfibril-associated glycoprotein 4-like. The transcript has 5 exons. The coding region runs from base 92 to 991 and encodes 299 amino acids. The record is from RefSeq and is a predicted model, not a curated record. NCBI's taxonomy places the organism in Eukaryota, Metazoa, Mollusca, Bivalvia, Ostreida, Ostreidae.
GUUUAGGGCUAUAUAUAAAGCUGUGGAUAUUUUCAAGAAACACUUUAUUCCAGAAACGCUUUCGUUAAGAAAAGAUCAAAGAAGUUAAACCAUGGCAAUCGUGUGGGCAGCGCUCCUUUUGUCCGGCAUCGUAUGUACAAGUUCCCAGUACAUUUAUUCGAAAGAUCGUUGUGCCAGUAAUGGAGAGACAAUGAUGCAGAUUCGAGAUCUUGUGAUCCAGCAGGGGAGGAUCCAAGAAAUGGUUGAUUCCCUCAGGCGUAUGGUGAAGAAACUUGAAGAAGAUGUCACCAAGACCCAUGAAAAUGCUAGAAUUGUCAGGAAAGAGCUAAACAAAUAUAAAGAUUGCAAGAACCUCUAUAUCUAUGGUAAUACAGAAUCUGGUGUGUAUGAGAUCUAUCCAUUUGGUAAUAACAGCAAGGUCAGCGUCUUCUGUGACAUGAUGACAGAAGGUGGAGGGUGGACAGCUAUCCAGAGACGUGUGAGUGGUUCAGUGUCAUUCGACAGAAACUGGACAGACUACAAAACGGGAUUCGGGAAUCCUAACGGAUCCUACUGGAUAGGAAAUGACGUCAUACAUCAACUUACCAAGAGAAGGAACUCCUCCCUCUACGUAUCUAUCACACUGACCAAUGGGACAAAGCUCUAUGAAUUAUACAACCAGUUCUCUGUUGCUGACGAAACCAACAGCUACCAACUUUUUCUUGGCGGACCAGCAACCGGGACCCUGGGGGACUCUAUGUUACACACUGGUUCUCCUUAUAACUACGAUCUGUCUGGGAUGUACUUCUCCACCCCGGACAGAGAUAACGACGGGUUUCCUAGAAACUGUGCUGCUCUCAGUAAUAUUAGAGGAGGCUGGUGGUUUAACAGCUGUCAUCUUGCCUUCCUUAACGGUCCCUGGUCCCCGGAGUCCUGGACCUUCCCAUGGUAUCCUACAGUGACUAAUGGUAAACAGAUAAAAGAAACUCUCAUGAUGAUUAAACCUCACUGACUUUUUACACCUUUAUAUCCAUACUUGUUCACGCAUAAUAUGAAAAGUUACAUACUUUUAUUAUAGAUCAUGAAAACUUUAUUUUUAGACAUAAGGGUGGUUUCUAUAAUAUAUACAUUGUAACAAACAUAUAGAUAUAAUGUUAUUAUGUGUAAUGAAUCUAUUGAAAAGUCUUAAUAUGUAUUAUGUUUAAGAUCGUGUUGUACAUGUAAUAUUCAUUACUAAAAAAAAAAAAAGAAAAUCGCAUUAACUAUUGUUACAUAAUAAAAGUUUUGUUUUUAUUUUAUCAAUUGUCGUUUUAUAAUUAAUAGUCUAAUGAUACAAAGUAUGUGAACAACAAAGACAAUGUUUUUUUUAAUACAUUCCUUGAAUUUCAACUGAUCCCCGUGAAAGGUCACAUAACUGGGUAGAAGUAGUAUCCAUCAGUCUGUCAUCUCCGUACAUGUGUGUUGAUAAUUAGAAUUUCAUUCUGUUACAGUUUAUAAAUGACGUAGAGAUGAUAAUUACGUAAAUUUUAUUUUCAAACACCAAUAUUACUCGUUACUUUUUCGUGUAUUUCAUAUAUACACUGUGUGAAAAAGGCUGCAUGUAAUGCCAAACCAAUGAAUGGGAAAACAAAGUAUUAUAUGAUGACUUUUUAUGACAUUAACGUUGAAGGCCUUGACAGAGUAACGUCAUCAGCGAAAAUCAAAUUUCCCGCUCUUCUUGAGCAGUUUGAAGUUUUAUAAGCCACCUUUAGAAACCUUAACGUCACACUGAAAUAUAUUUGAGUCUUUUAGACAAAAAUGCUACAGAUC